CGGACCGUGGACUCCUUUCUGGGACGGGGGCCCGGUUUUAAUCGCAUUAAAUUGAGCCGUUAAUUAGGCCAGGAAGCCCUCCAUCCGGGAAGCCCUCCGUCCUGCGGCCUCCGUCCCCACCGGCUGAGGAGAUGGGACUGCCGUUGGCGCUGCUGCUGCCGUUGGCGCUCUUGGUCGGGAGCGGAUUCCUCUUCAUCUACCGGCAGGUCUCCAGGCUGUGGGCCAAGUCUGCCGUCCAGAAUCGGGUGGUGGUCAUCACGGAUGCCACUUCGGGCCUGGGGAAGGAGUGUUCCCGCGUGUUCCACGCCGGUGGGGCGAGGCUGGUGCUGUGUGGCCGUGACUGGGAGCAGCUGGAGGUGCUGUACGAAGCGCUCCUCGGUGUCGCCGAUCCGAGCAAGACUUUCCCCCCAAAGCUUGUCCUCCUGGACGUGUCGGACCUAAACUGCGUCCAGGAUGUGGCCAAAGAGGUGCUGGACUGUUAUGGCUGCGUGGACAUCCUCAUCAACAACGCCAGCAUGAAACUGAAAGGGCCUGUCCAGAGCCUCUCCCUGGAGUUGGACAAGGAAGUCAUGGAGGCCAACUACUUCGGGCCCAUCACGCUGACCAAAGCUCUGCUUCCCAGCAUGCUGUCCCGGAGAACCGGCCAGAUUGUCCUGGUGAACACCCUGCAGGGGAGAGUGGGGCUGCCCUUUCGCACGGCCUACGCGGCCUCUAAGCACGCCAUCCUGGGCUUCUUCGACUGCCUGCGGGCCGAGGUGGAAGAGUUCAACGUGGUGGUGAGCACCGUGUGCCCUGCCUUCGUCCGCUCCUACCCGGCGGGCCCCGACGCCUCCGUCUGGAAGUUCUUUUUCAGGAAGCUGGCCUACGGCUCUCACCCCGUGGACGUCGCCGAGGAGGUGAUGCGCACCGUGAGCCGGAAGAAGCAGGAGGUCUUACUGGUCAACCCCCUGCCCAGGGCCGCCCUCUUCCUCCGCACCUUCUCGCCUGACCUGUUCUUCGCCGUGACGGGCUGCGGGUUCAAGGACCGGCUGGACGGUCCGGGGGGCAAGUGACCGCCUUGGGCCUGCGAAUAAAACCUUUCUGGACAG
Molecule: messenger RNA, 1088 nt
Organism: Tachyglossus aculeatus (Australian echidna)
Lineage: Eukaryota; Metazoa; Chordata; Mammalia; Monotremata; Tachyglossidae
Gene: DHRS7C
Product: dehydrogenase/reductase 7C
Exons: 7
Coding region: 132-1052 (306 amino acids)
Biological process (GO): regulation of release of sequestered calcium ion into cytosol by sarcoplasmic reticulum
Cellular component (GO): sarcoplasmic reticulum membrane
Molecular function (GO): all-trans-retinol dehydrogenase (NAD+) activity
Source: RefSeq, a predicted model, not a curated record